Cylindrotheca closterium is the source of this 360-nucleotide messenger RNA. NCBI's taxonomy places the organism in Eukaryota, Bacillariophyta, Bacillariophyceae, Bacillariales, Bacillariaceae. The record is from the annotation of a GenBank genome assembly.
AUGACCAUAGAGGAAGCGGCAUAUCAAACGUUUGCAGCAACAUCAGCAACCGAGGAAGAACAAAUGAUUGCCAAAUGGGGACAAUUUCCGGAUGGGACAAAGCCAUUCAAAGUCCCAAAGCGGAUUUGGCGAGCGCAAGUGAAAAACGUGUAUGAAGAACCGGAGGCGGACUUUGACAGUCCUGCAACCCACGAUUGGAUGUUCAAAGAACACGGAAAGACAGUAAUAAAAAAAGCAUCAGUGGAAAGGCGUACAGACAUUAUCGAAUGGAAUGCAGACAAACACUUGGAGGAACUCGUGUCACAGGUGCAAUACAGAGACUGCCGAGCAAAUGGCAGCCCAUAUUUGACGCAAUCUUGA